Fusarium keratoplasticum is the source of this 462-nucleotide messenger RNA. RefSeq lists its product as uncharacterized. Bases 1 to 462 code for a protein of 153 amino acids. NCBI's taxonomy places the organism in Eukaryota, Fungi, Ascomycota, Sordariomycetes, Hypocreales, Nectriaceae. The record is from RefSeq and is a predicted model, not a curated record. The transcript has 3 exons.
AUGGCACCGAAAAAGAAGGGUCGGCGAGGGAGAAGGAAGACGAGUCCGAAAGAGGGGCAAGACAUCCCAGCCAAGGGGAGAGAGACUCCGAAAGAAAAACGAGAUAUUACAGGCAAGUCAAGCUCCAUCGCCGACAUCUUCCUGUGGUUGGUUGUGACUAACAUCAGCCAUGGCGAAAGCCCAGCUAAGAAGGGAGAGAAGAAGGAAAGAGACGAAUUCGGUGACGAGGUCGAGUUCACCACGGACCUCAAAGUCCAGUGGACGAAUGGUCCUUCAUGGGAAGAUGAACUGUCUGAAGGCUGGUUCCGCGAGAAAGACUUGCAGGGGCUGAAUCAAACCAUGGUCUUGCAGUACUGGGAGGACAAAGGAGCGAUUCACGACGAGAGAAUGGAUGCAAAAUCACACCGCAAGUCGUACCAGGUGCAGUUGGUUGGGUACCGCAAUGACCUGACUACUGGGUAG